AUGCCGCGUAAACCAUGUUAUUGGACUCGAAAAUUAGAAUUGGAAUUGGUUGAAUUUGUGCGCCAGAGAGACUUCAUUUGGAAACCAUUCGGAAAUACUAAUCAUCAGAUUCAGCAAAAAUAUAAGGCUUACGCAGAGUUUGCUGCAAAGUUGGGUCGCGGUUUUACUGCAAGAUCAGUUAGAGACCGCUGGGUGAACAUUCGAAGUACAUUCAAUCAUAAUCUUCGCCGUGUAGAUAAAUCUAAAGAAGUGGCAAGGUCUCCUGCAGAAGUGUACAUACCUUGCUGGCCAUUAUGGAAACCUUUGCAGUUCUUACGAGAAGUCUCUCGAAAGGAAGAUCAAAGUAAUUAUGAGGGGUAUCCAUUACUGCAGUCAGAAAUAAACGAGCAACAGAACAAUCUAACAGUAAAGGAAGAGUUAGAAUCUGAUAUUGAUGAUAUACAGCUCGGUAUUAGACAACGCGGCAAAAGGACAGACAGGCCACGUCGUCGAUUUAAAUCGCCAUUAAAGAAAAUUAAGAAAGGGAGCAAAUGUAUCAGGUUUAUAGAUGACCUUGUUCAGGCUGUGAAACCCAUUUCGUCAGAGACAUCUGCCGAUUAUGUGCAGUUUUGGUUUUUUGGUCGGCACGUCACUGAAAGACUUAAUGCCAUGAGGGAGAUUGACGCAUCGUGUGCAAGUCGCGACAUCCUGGCCUUUUUAGAAGAAUGUAAAGAUAUAAACGGGGUAGAUGUUAAGAAUGAUCCAGAAGUUUCUGAAUGA
Parnassius mnemosyne (clouded apollo) is the source of this 759-nucleotide messenger RNA. The record is from the annotation of a GenBank genome assembly. NCBI's taxonomy places the organism in Eukaryota, Metazoa, Arthropoda, Insecta, Lepidoptera, Papilionidae.